Messenger RNA from Polypterus senegalus (gray bichir), 1269 nucleotides. RefSeq names its product eukaryotic translation initiation factor 4eb (gene eif4eb). Gene Ontology annotation, molecular function: translation initiation factor activity; RNA 7-methylguanosine cap binding. Bases 70 to 720 code for a protein of 216 amino acids. Lineage: Eukaryota; Metazoa; Chordata; Cladistia; Polypteriformes; Polypteridae. Gene Ontology annotation, cellular component: cytoplasm; eukaryotic translation initiation factor 4F complex. The record is from RefSeq and is a predicted model, not a curated record. The transcript has 7 exons. Gene Ontology annotation, biological process: translational initiation.
GACUGUUUAAGCCAAUGAGCAGCGAUGUUCCCUGCGGGAAUGCGUGUGUGUAAAUCAGAUUGAUAUAAGAUGGCGACCGCUGAACCGGAUACUUCUUCAAAUCCACCAAGUUCUGAGGAGGACAAGAUUGAAACUGCUGGCCAGGAAGUUGUCAGCCCAGAACUGUAUGUUAAACAUCCACUGCAAAACAGGUGGGCCCUCUGGUUUUUCAAGAACGACAAAAGCAAAACAUGGCAAGCAAACCAACGUCUCAUUUCCAAGUUUGACACCGUUGAAGAUUUUUGGGCUCUUUACAAUCACAUUCAGCUGUCGAGCAAUUUAAUGUCGGGAUGCGACUACUCGCUGUUCAAGGAUGGAAUUGAACCGAUGUGGGAGGAUGAAAGAAACAAAAAAGGUGGAAGAUGGCUCAUUACUCUCUCCAAACAACAAAGAAGAUCAGACUUGGAUCGAUUUUGGCUAGAAACGCUUCUUUGUCUGAUUGGAGAAGCUUUUGAUGACUACAGCGAUGACGUGUGUGGAGCAGUCGUAAAUAUAAGAACCAAAGGAGACAAAAUAGCAAUAUGGACAAAAGACUAUGAGAACAAGGAUGCUGUUACACACAUAGGGAGAGUAUACAAGGAACGGUUAGGACUGCCAGCGAAGGCAAUUAUUGGGUACCAGUCUCAUGCAGAUACCGCAACGAAAAGUGGCUCCACCACAAAAAACAAGUUUGUUGUUUGAAAGAAAAGAACAAAAAGGAUAACUGCCUGGGCUUUUCUCAUUUCUCGUUUUGCCUUUUCUGAUGUGACUGCGUCAAGCAAUCAACCUGGAAGUGAAAACCAAAGCUUCUCGUUGGCAGAGUGGACCGCACUCCUGCCAUUUCACAUCCUUCCGUUCUCGUUCUCCGACUCUUCACCACACGCUACUCUCUCGCUCUUUUUUUUUUUUUUUCUCGGACUGUUUAAUCCCCAAAAUUUCACUUUUCCAACUGAGGAGACUUCUUAAGCGACAUGUUACAUCACUGAUUAAUGGGUUCGAUUUUUUUGUUAUUAAAGGGAAAGGGGGGGAAAAUUCCAGUCUAAAUCACAGAAUGCUGAUUGUUCAGAUAAUGUUUCUUCAAGAUUUGAGUGUGAAUUGAAUUUACUUUAAACAAAAACGUUGUGUUGAAAUUGGAGUUUGGCUGACUGUUGUGGGGUCCGCGUUGAAAUCUUCAUACUUGUCCUUAGUUUGGUUACAGCAGGUUGCUGUCAUCUAUGAAGAUGCUGCCAUUUACAUUUAAUUUAUUUUUCU